This is a messenger RNA of Marmota monax (woodchuck), 939 nucleotides long. Its product is annotated as olfactory receptor 8B3-like. Gene Ontology annotation, cellular component: membrane. NCBI's taxonomy places the organism in Eukaryota, Metazoa, Chordata, Mammalia, Rodentia, Sciuridae. Gene Ontology annotation, biological process: G protein-coupled receptor signaling pathway; sensory perception of smell. The coding region runs from base 7 to 939 and encodes 310 amino acids. Gene Ontology annotation, molecular function: G protein-coupled receptor activity; odorant binding; olfactory receptor activity. The record is from RefSeq and is a predicted model, not a curated record. The transcript has a single exon.
UGAAGAAUGUCUCCUGGAAAUGGCUCUUUUGUGACUGAAUUCAUUCUGGCGGGGCUAACAGACUGGCCAGACCUCCAACUCCCUCUCUUCUUCCUAUUUCUGGUAAUGUAUAUGGUCACUGUGUUGGGAAAUUUGAGUUUGAUAACUCUAAUUGGGCUGAAUCCACAUCUUCACACCCCCAUGUACUUUUUCCUCUUUAACUUGUCCUUCAUUGACCUCUGUUACUCUUCUGUCUUUACACCCAAAAUGCUGAUGAACUUUGUAUUAAAGAAGAAUAUAAUCUCCUACAGAGAAUGCAUGACCCAACUCUACUUUUACUGUUUUUUUGUGAUUUCGGAAUGCUAUUUGUUGAUGUCAAUGGCCUAUGAUCGCUAUGUAGCCAUCUGCAGUCCACUGUUGUACAAUUUAGCCAUGUCCCCUAAGGUGUGCUCCAACCUUAUGCUUGGUUCUUACUUGAUGGCAUUCUCUGGUGCCAUGGCCCACACUGGAUGCAUGCUGAGGCUGACCUUCUGUGAUGUGAACAUCAUCAACCACUAUUUCUGUGACAUCCUCCCUGUGAUGCAGCUCUCCUGCACCAGCACCUAUAUCAAUGAGCUGGAGGUUUUCAUUGUGGCGGGCAUCAACAUCAUUGUGCCCAGUCUCACCAUCAUUAUUUCCUAUGGCUUUAUCAUUUCCAGCAUCCUCCGAAUAAGCUCCACUGAGGGCAGGUCCAAAGCCUUCAGUACCUGCAGUUCCCACAUAAUUGCUGUCUCUCUGUUCUUUGGAUCAGGUGCAUUUAUGUAUCUUAAGCCAUCUUCUGCUGGGUCGAUGGAUGAGGGCAAAAUCUCCUCUGUCUUUUAUACCAAUGUUGUUCCCAUGAUGAACCCCUUGAUCUACAGCUUGAGAAACAAAGAUGUCAAAAUUGCCCUGUGGAAAACCCUGAGCAGGAGAGAGUUUUGA